CAGUUUUAGGAAAGGAGAAUGGCUUACUCCUUUUCAUCACCAAGCUUUGUGACUAUUGAAGACCUUCACCCAAAUCUGGCUCGUCCUAAUAUAACUGGUGUGGUGAUUGGGAAGACGGACGCCAAAGGCUUUCCAGACAGAAAAAACAUCGGUGCAGAAAGAUAUACAUUUGGUUUUACUAUUCGUGAUUCGCCAUCUUAUUUCAUAAACGUAAAUUCUUGGGGAAGAGAGGAGUAUGUUAGAUCGCUUUCGGAAAGUUUUCGAGUUGGUGACUGUGUAAUCAUUGAAAACCCUUUAGUACAGAAGAAAGAAGUAGAAAAGGAGGAAAAAUUUAACCCUACAACACCAAGCUGCUACAAGCUACUACUUAGUGAGAUUCAUUCAGUCAUCAAAAUCUGCUCUCGCUGUGAAGUGGACACCAAGAUACUAUCACUGUUGAAUGUACCUGUGAAGGAACCUCAGGAUUUUUACUCGUUGGGGGACAUUGUGGCCAAUGGACAGAGCUUGGACGGCAGAAUCAUUAAUGUUCUUGCAGCCGUGAAGUCGAUUGGUGAGCCAAAGUAUUUCACCACUUCGGACAAACGAAGAGGCCAUAGAUGCGAAGUACGCCUGUUUGAUGAAACACAGUCUUCCUUUGUGAUGAUAUGCUGGGACAAUGAAUCUAUCCAGCAUGCCCAGAGCUGGAUUCCUCGAGAAACAGUAAUCUUUGCAGCAGAUGUGAAAAUAAACUUUGACAAAUUUAGGAACUCCAUGGUUGCAACCGUAAUCUCUAAAACCAUUAUUACUCCUAAUCCUGAUACACCAGAAGCAAAUAGCCUAUUCAACUUCAUAAGAGAGAGUGUGGAAAUAUUAGCUUGGGAUGAUGAAAUAGGAGAUCAAUUCAGAGAACCCAUUCACUUACAGACAAUAACUGAGGUUUAUACAGUGGAACAGAUAAAGAAGAAAGUUUUGCAAAAUGAGGGGAAGCCAGAACCUUUCUAUGGCAUUAUUUUUGCCUACAUUUCUAUGCUGAAUAUUGAUGGUGAAACAGCAAAAAUAAUAAGAAACAGAUGUGCCAAGUGUCACUAUGUGGUCAAUGAAACGACGGACAGGUGCUCUUUCUGUAGCAGUGGUCCCUUCUCAUCGGACACACCAGCCUUCCCCAGCUUUGAUUUACAAAUAGAUCUAACCGACCACACUGGCAGUCUCCCCUCCUGCAGCCUCUCUGACGUGGUGGCCGAGGAAACUUUAGGCUGCACGGUUCAGGAGUUCCUGGCCCUGUCAGAGGCCCAGAGGACAGCAUUAAAAUGGCAACUACUUCUGGAACGAAGUAAAAUAUAUUUCAAAGUUAUUCUGUCACCCAGUUCAAGGAGCGGAUUGAGAGUAAGUCUGCUUUCUUCCAAACUAGCUGAUCCUGUAGAAUCCAGCCUGAACUUAAUCAGAAAAGAAAAAGAAGUUUCUUGCACGGCUGCCAAAGAGCUCGAAGGACUUUAACAGGUUCAUAGAUUGCCGCCUCUGCAGUAGGCUGAAAUAUGUUUAGACGUCUGCUGUGACCCCUCAGCAUUUAUAUUGUUUCUUAUGUAAGACGUUUGAAGGACCGUUUUGUCUCAAUGUUUGUUUCUCACAGCAAGGUGUUCUUUUUAUUCACUUAAAGGCCUUUAAAAAAGGAAGCAAAGUUUCACUGCAUGAAUAAUGCAUUUUGGAAAAAUGUACGCAAAUGAACAAUAGAAGUUAUUUCCUUCUGUAAGAAUGCAGUUUGGCAUUUUUUGGGGUAAAUGUCAAUGUUUUCUAAAAGCAGCAGGGAUAUACGAAUGUUUUCAUUUUUGUAGUGUGUUCAAGCAGUGGGGAAUAAGAAUUAGCUCUGAUUUCAUUUCUCACCUCCUCACAUCAGCCAAAAUUUACCAGCUCAAGCUAAUUACCUUCUCCCACCACCCAUUCCUGGCAACAAAUCUGUUUGCAGCCGCAUUGUAAGGGUUACUGUUUGUUUUGUGUCAGAGUCAAUAGGCAAAUAAUACUGUAAACUGCCUACAGUUUAUUAUGAACAACUUUUUUUAUUU
This is a messenger RNA of Sphaerodactylus townsendi, 2036 nucleotides long. RefSeq names its product meiosis specific with OB-fold (gene MEIOB). The transcript has 13 exons. Gene Ontology annotation, molecular function: single-stranded DNA binding; single-stranded DNA 3'-5' DNA exonuclease activity. Gene Ontology annotation, biological process: resolution of meiotic recombination intermediates. NCBI's taxonomy places the organism in Eukaryota, Metazoa, Chordata, Lepidosauria, Squamata, Sphaerodactylidae. The record is from RefSeq and is a predicted model, not a curated record. Bases 19 to 1473 code for a protein of 484 amino acids.